Molecule: messenger RNA, 3432 nt
Organism: Nasonia vitripennis (jewel wasp)
Lineage: Eukaryota; Metazoa; Arthropoda; Insecta; Hymenoptera; Pteromalidae
Exons: 14
Coding region: 55-3126 (1023 amino acids)
Molecular function (GO): metal ion binding
Source: RefSeq, a predicted model, not a curated record
AAUAGAUCAGGCGAACCGCGAAAUCACUUGGCGAAUAUUCGCGAGAAAGAAAACAUGGCGCCCGUGGAUAAUUCGCCGGCGAGCAACAUGGGUGGUUUUGAAUUGAUUUGUUCGUUAACUUCGAACGAAAUCAUUCCAGUUCAUAAGUACAAGUCGGUCAACACCGGCCUCACAGUUUUUAUCGCGGAAGUUGAGGGUCCCGUCGUCUGCGGUUACUUGGGUCUAGCAACUGAGGCAUUCGAUGACGAUGGACUACCUCACACACUGGAACAUCUCAUAUUCUUGGGUAGCGAGAACUAUCCUUACAAAGGCAUUUUGGAUCUACUGGCAAACAGAUGCCUGGCUUCCGGCACCAAUGCAUGCACCGAUGUCGACAAUACAUUCUACACUAUGGAAACAGUUGGGAGCGAAGGUUUCUUAACGCUGCUACCAGUAUACAUUGACCAUAUCCUUUAUCCUACUCUCAAGGAUUCAGCAUUUAUUACUGAAGUUCAUCAUAUCACUGGAGAAGGCGAAGAUGCAGGUGUGGUUUAUUGCGAAAUGCAAGGAAAAGAGAAUGUUGGCGAAUAUCUGGUGCAUAAUGAAUUGAAGAGAGCCAUUUAUCCUGGCAAAUGUGGAUAUAAAUCAAACACUGGAGGUGAAUUGAAAAAUUUAAGAGAAAGUACUAACAAUGAAAAAGUUAGAAAGUAUCACGAAGAAUUCUAUAGACCUGAAAACUUAUGCAUCAUUAUUACUGGACAAGUAAAGCAUGCAGAUGUUUUUAAAGCAUUACAGCCCAUAGAAGAAAAAAUUCUUGCAAAGGGUGAUCGAGGUCCUUUCACAAGGCCUUGGCAAGGCAAAGUACCGCCAUUUCCUAAAAAUGUUGAUAUGGAUAUUUAUUAUCCUUGCAAUGAUGAAGAUAAUGGAUUAGUUUACAUUGGAUGGCGGGGUCCCUCAGCAAUCUCUGGCAGAUCUGAUCUUUUGGCCUGCACUUUACUACUCAAAUAUCUAACAGAUACAUCUGCUAGUCCUUUGCAACAAGAAUUUGUGGAAAUAGAAGAUCCAUUCGCUAGCGACGUUAGAUUCUCUUUAUCUGAAAAUUCCGAAUCACUUUUAUAUCUCAUGUUUGAAAAUGUACCAAAGCCCAAAGUUUCUAAAAUAUCUGUUCGCUUAAUGAAUGUAUUAAAAGAUAUUGCUAAAGAUGAAAGUAAAAUAGACAUGCAGAGGAUGAAUACUGUGAUUCACAGGCACAUAUUAGAGACAUUAAGUAAUAUAGAAAGCAGUCCUCAUGAUUCAGUUGCUUUUAUGAUCAUUGGAGACUUUUUGUUUGGAAAUAGUAAAGAAGAUCUUGAUACAAGACUCAAUGAAAUUGAAAGUCUGAAAAAACUCAAAUUAAAGCCAGUUACAUACUGGAUAGAAUUGUUAAAUAAAUAUUUCAUUCAAGCGCCCUCAGCUGUUAUGAAAGGUAUACCAAGCAUAGAUAAACAGCAAGAAUUGGCUGAUAUAGAACAGAAACGCGUUUCUGAACAGAUUAAAAAACUGGGACCAGAAGGCUUAAAGAAAAAAGAUCAGGAACUGCAAAAAUCAAUCGUGGAAAAUGAAACGCCAAUACCAGACGAAACUUUAACAUCUGUACCAAUUCCAAGUACCGAUUCCAUCAAUUUUCAUCACAUCAAGAGCUACACAACAGAAAGUGCCGAGCAGCAUCCAAGAUUCAAUGUUGAUAAACUGCCAUUUUAUACCUAUCUACACCAUGUUAAUACAAAUUUCGUUUAUAUGUUCGUAGUAAUGGACACAUCUGAAGUUUCACUAGAAAGGAGGCCUUAUAUACCUUUGAUUUUAGAAGCAAUUUUAGAAUGUCCUGUUCUACGUGAUGGAAAAUUAAUCCCUUAUGAAACUGUAGUUUCAGAAUUAGAAAUGGAUACGAUUGCAGUUAGUACUAGAAUAGGAAUUGAAAACACAUCAAGAUUUUCAUGUGGUGCUUACAGUCAUAAUGCGAUUUUUGCCUUACAGCUCGAAUUAGCCAAAUAUUCCAAGGGUGUCAGAUGGAUCAAAGAUCUGUUGUACAGGUCUCAACUCAUUUCUGAAAGACUGAAAAUAAUUGCUUCCAAAAUUAUAAAUGAUGUAGCGCAAAUGAAACGCAAAGGAAAAAAGGUAGUUGAUGAUCUUAUGAAAAGCCUCAUAUAUAAAAAAGAAAGCAACCAUUUUAACGCAAGCAUGUUACGACAACAGCAGUUCCUUACAAAAAUGCUGGAGCGGUUAAAUACGGAAAAUGGUGCAAAAGAAGUUCUAGCUGAAAUAGAUGCCGUACGAAGUAUUCUGACAGCAACUAAAAAUAUGGCUUUGUAUAUGGCUGUUAACAUUGAUAGAUUAGCAAUUCAAGUUCCUGAUGUUUAUGAACCAUGGAAAGAAUUUUCUGAUGCAGAUAACUCCACAAAAUCUAAGCUUCAUGUAGUUCAGGAUUAUGAACUCAUUAAUCCUUUGUCGGAAAUAAAUCUCAAUGGAUGCGUUACUGGUUUGGGUUGCAUAGAAUCUGCAUUUUUCUUGCAAUGUAGUCGUGGAAUUAAAGAUUAUCAACAUCCAGAUUUACCACCUCUAUUAGUCUGUUUGCAAUAUUUGACACAGUUAGAGGGACCAAUGUGGAGACAGAUAAGAGGUCAAGGUUUUGCCUACAGCUAUGACAUUUAUACAAAACCAAAUGAAGGCCUUUUAUAUUUAAUAUUCUAUAGAGCAACGAAUGUUGUAGCAGCUUACAAGGAAACAAAAACUAUCGUUGAUAAUCAUUUAUCUGAGAACAAGUGGGAAUCGUUACUUUUCGAAUCAGCUAAAUCGUCGCUUAUUUACGAAAUUGUUCAAGGAGAAAAGAGUGUCGGAGAUAUGGUUGUUAAAUCAUUGCUGAGUUAUUUCAAGCAAGUACCACACGAUUACAAUCUGCGCAUGGUUAAAAACAUUUCUGCUGUAACAAUGAAAGAUAUUGAGCGGGUGGCUCCGCAAUACCUCAAGCCCUUAUUUGAACCAAGUAGUUGUAAAACAACAAUAGUAUGUCAUCCUUCGAAAUCCAGUGAGAUUGUUAAAGUUUUCAAAGAAUGGAGUCAUGACUUGAAGCUUUAUAAUUCUCUUGAAGAGACAUACUUGAAUUCCUGGUGAAUAUAAACAAGCAAAGAACUUCGCGAGGAAAAGAGAUAUACAUUUUAUACACUAUUAUUUACCGAAUUUAAAGUAGGCAACUUGGUGCCAUUAAAUGAACCAUACAAUAUAGUGAAAUUAUCAAUCUUUUAAUACUGUGUAAUUAAUUUUCAAUUUCUGUAAAAAAAUAUACAUACUUUUGCACGGUUUAUUAAUGCUUACCUAUAUUAUACUUGAAUAAAUUGAAAUUCGAAAUGUUUAAAUAUUUUUAAAAAAUGUGAAUGUUGAUACAUACUUAUAUAUAAAAUAAAAACAUUAACAAAAAAA